CACAAUACAACUGUGCAACUUUGCAUGUGUGUGUUCUGCUCUGUUUUGUGCCGCCUAGAAAUCGAAAUUUCAACUGUUUGCAAGUCUUUCGCAAUUAAUUGAUUGAAAACAAUUUAUAUGUGGCACACAUUUAUUGUACAAAAAGUGCGCACAAAUAUAUAGCUUAACGCCAAACCAUAGAAAAUACGGCAAGAGAGUGAGAGAGCGUCGCAUUAAGAGGAGAGUCCGCAUGAGUGCCAGCGCAUGUGUGUGUGUGUGUUUGUGUUGUGUAUGAGUUUCGCCUGCGUGUGUGUAUGAAUGAAGCUGGCAUUAUAUGCGUGUCUGUGCCUGUGCCCGUUUGUGUGUUGAAAAUUGUAUGAUUAACUGCAUUGAGCUUCGUCCGGUAGACAUUCAACACUAGUAUUAAAACGGCUGUGGCUGCACGAAUUUGACUCAUCAUCUGCUACAGCGACGCGCCGAAACAUUAAGCCGUUAUACCAACAACUGCAGCAGCAACAGCAAGAGGCAAUCAACACCCACGACGACGUCAACAACAGCAGCAGCAGAAGCAGCAGCGGCAGCAGCAGCAGCAGCAGCAAGAACACAAGGCGGCAGACAGUUACAGUCGGAGUCGAUAGUUUGUGGAGCAUAAAAUGGAUAGCAAGGGCCGCAAAGUUAUUGUUUGUGAUAACGGCACUGGGUUCGUAAAAUGCGGCUAUGCCGGCAGCAAUUUUCCCGCGCACAUUUUUCCAUCGAUGGUUGGCAGACCGAUAAUACGAGCGGUCAAUAAAAUUGGUGACAUCGAAGUGAAGGAUUUACAUGUCGAUGACCUUAUGGUUGGCGAUGAAGCCUCACAGCUGCGCUCAUUACUGGAGGUCUCCUAUCCCAUGGAGAAUGGUGUUGUCCGAAAUUGGGAGGAUAUGUGUCAUGUGUGGGACUAUACGUUUGGCCCCAAGAAAAUGGAUAUUGAUCCGACGAACACAAAGAUAUUGCUAACGGAACCCCCAAUGAACCCCACAAAGAACCGCGAAAAGAUGAUCGAGGUGAUGUUUGAGAAAUACGGUUUCGAUUCCACGUAUAUUGCCAUACAGGCGGUAUUAACGCUCUACGCCCAGGGUCUCAUAUCUGGCGUUGUGAUCGACUCUGGCGAUGGCGUGACCCAUAUUUGUCCUGUCUACGAGGAGUUCUCUCUGCCACAUUUGACGCGGCGUCUGGAUAUUGCGGGCCGUGAUAUAACGCGCUAUUUGAUUAAGUUACUUCUAUUACGUGGCUAUGCCUUCAAUCAUUCCGCUGACUUUGAAACGGUGCGCAUUAUGAAAGAAAAACUAUGCUACAUUGGCUACGAUAUUGAAAUGGAGCAACGUUUGGCAUUAGAGACCACAGUCCUGGUGGAAUCUUAUACGUUACCCGAUGGCCGUGUGAUUAAAGUGGGUGGCGAGCGUUUUGAAGCGCCCGAGGCGUUAUUCCAACCGCAUUUAAUAAACGUUGAGGGUCCCGGCAUUGCGGAACUGGCGUUCAACACGAUACAGGCUGCGGACAUUGAUAUACGACCCGAGCUCUAUAAGCACAUAGUACUUUCUGGCGGCUCAACCAUGUACCCGGGACUGCCCAGUCGUUUGGAGCGUGAAAUAAAGCAAUUGUACUUGGAGCGAGUACUCAAAAACGAUACGACAAAACUGGCGAAAUUUAAAAUACGUAUUGAGGACCCGCCGCGUCGCAAAGAUAUGGUUUUCAUUGGCGGCGCUGUGUUGGCUGAGGUAACGAAAGAUCGCGAUGGCUUUUGGAUGUCCAAGCAGGAGUAUCAGGAACAGGGUCUUAAAGUAUUGCAGAAACUGCAAAAGAUCAGCAACUAAAACAACAAUAACAGCAAGAGCUAACUGAAACGAUAAUCAACGGACACAACGGCAGCAUUUGCAUUUGCUUAUCUUAAGUUCAAAUUUAGACUUUUUCGACUUUUAUCCAGAGAAAGAGAGAGAGAGAAACAGUUAGUGCUCAUUGCCUGCUAGCCAGUGGGUCUGUUUAUAGCUGCGAAUGCGGGGGGAUGUGUUCAUUCAGUCCAUUCAGUUCAGACUAAUCGUAAAUCCCUCUCCUUGUUUCAUACACAUGUACAUUCGUAUAUGCACAAAGUAAGAGCAUAUUUUUCACACGCCCAGCACCUUUAAUUGCUAUGUUAUAAUCGUAAUGCCAAAUCAUGUAUAAUUUGUCAUUUUGGCCCUAAAUUUUAAGCAAAUGUCACUUGAAUUGUAAUAAUUCUUAUCAUAAUGCCUUUGUUUAUUUUGUUUUCAAUGCUUUUUUUUUAAUUUACAAUUUCUUCCUUUUUUUUUUUUACUAAAUAUAUAUGUGCAUAGAUUGUAUUGAUAUUUUUGUAAACAAGUAUCUUUUCAUUUGUGCUGUAGCCUAUAAACUGAAGUAUUUUCAUAUUUCCUUGUCAAAAAAAAAAAA
Drosophila virilis is the source of this 2421-nucleotide messenger RNA. RefSeq names its product Actin-related protein 2 (gene Arp2). The record is from RefSeq and is a predicted model, not a curated record. Gene Ontology annotation, biological process: Arp2/3 complex-mediated actin nucleation. Gene Ontology annotation, molecular function: actin filament binding. Gene Ontology annotation, cellular component: actin cortical patch; Arp2/3 protein complex. Lineage: Eukaryota; Metazoa; Arthropoda; Insecta; Diptera; Drosophilidae.